This is a messenger RNA of Gloeophyllum trabeum ATCC 11539, 516 nucleotides long. RefSeq lists its product as uncharacterized. The transcript has 6 exons. The record is from RefSeq and is a predicted model, not a curated record. Gene Ontology annotation, cellular component: RNA polymerase II, core complex. NCBI's taxonomy places the organism in Eukaryota, Fungi, Basidiomycota, Agaricomycetes, Gloeophyllales, Gloeophyllaceae. The coding region runs from base 25 to 411 and encodes 128 amino acids. Gene Ontology annotation, molecular function: DNA-directed RNA polymerase activity; nucleic acid binding; zinc ion binding. Gene Ontology annotation, biological process: transcription-coupled nucleotide-excision repair; transcription initiation at RNA polymerase II promoter; maintenance of transcriptional fidelity during transcription elongation by RNA polymerase II.
CCCGCCACCAUCUAGUGUCUCUUCAUGGCCUCAUUACACUUCUGCUCAGAAUGCAAUAACCUUCUGUACCCGAAGGCGGAUUCUGCUCGGAGAGUUAUGGUUUAUGCAUGUCGCAUUUGCGCCUAUGACGAGGUUGGGGAGAACCAGUGCGUGUACAGGAAUGAUUUGCUGACGGUGACAAAAGAGAAAGUCGGCGUCACCACGGAUCUAGGAUCUGACCCCACCCUGGCGCACAGCAACAUCUCAUGCCCUCGCUGUGGAAACGAGGAUGCGGUCUUCUUCCAAGACCAAUCGAAACGAAAGGAGACACGUAUGAUCCUCUUCUUCGUGUGUACAAAAUGCGACCACAGUUUUAUGGAUCCGAGCGUCUCGACGGAGAGUCGACCGGAAGAUAUGGAUACUCAGGUUUAGCGGGGUUGGGUAUUUCGUUGGUUCAGUCUCACUUGCAUGUAUAUUACGCUGUAUACUAACAAAAUAAUAUGCUGCGCUUCAUUGUCCAGCUUCCCUGUCGUCGCC